Messenger RNA from Fusarium keratoplasticum, 2679 nucleotides. RefSeq names its product M20-dimer domain-containing protein. Gene Ontology annotation, biological process: proteolysis; glutathione catabolic process. The record is from RefSeq and is a predicted model, not a curated record. Gene Ontology annotation, molecular function: protein binding; peptidase activity. The transcript has 2 exons. Bases 1 to 2679 code for a protein of 892 amino acids. Lineage: Eukaryota; Fungi; Ascomycota; Sordariomycetes; Hypocreales; Nectriaceae.
AUGUCGCCCGCCCCUUCGUCUCCGAUCCUCUCUACCCUCGAAGUUGCCGAAGACCCCGCGACCCGACCCGACCUCAUCCAUAGCCUCUCCCAUGAGAGCACAGUCCUUGCUCUCGCCGUCAGUCCCCAGCAUGAGAUGAUCUAUGCUGGUACACAGGAUGGCGAGAUUGUUGCUUGGUCUCUCGACACCUUUCACCAGGUCCAUCGUGUCCAGGCACACAAGCGCAGCGUCCUAUCGCUCUCCCUCUCCCCCGAUGCCUCCCUCCUGUUCUCUAGCGCCGGAGACCCCAUCAUCAACGUCUGGGAUCCCAAGACCCUGACUCGACUAUACGAGAUCUACGGCUCCUACGACGUCGGCGACAUCUUCUGCACCGCGUACAGCCCCCAGCACGAGACCCUCUACAUUGGAGCGCAGAAUGCCACCAUCCAAUGGGUCGGUCUCAACGACACAACUGCUCGUGUGUCCCCCGAGUCUCAACAACACCCUGACCGACGAAACCACCGUUUCUUUGACUCCAAGCCCCCCGGCGGUACGAGCACGCCGCGGCGCAACGAUGACCGUUGGGGCUUGAUCCCCAAAGCCCAGAACGUUCUCGAGAUGCACUCGGGCUGUGUUCGAAACUUUGCGCACUACGGUUAUGUGUACUGCAUGAUCAUAGCCAAGGGCCCCACCGUGGAGGUCGGAACCGAUGACGAUGUUUUGAUAUCUGGUGCUGGCGAUGGAACAAUCAAGCUUUGGAGUUUGGGGCAUGCUGCCGGUGAGGACGAAGAGCAUGGAGGUGGUAUCCAGGAGAUCAUGACCCUGGGCUCCGACAACGCCGAAUCUGUCUUGUCGCUGGCUCUUGACAGCUCGUUCUUGUACGCUGGCAAGCUGGAUGGCGUUGUCGAACUGUGGGAUCUUGACACAUCUCAACGGUUAAGAGUCAUCAAGGCGCAUGAUUGCGACAUCAUGUCGAUUCAGAUGGGCUGGGGUUAUUUGUGGACAGCCGCAACUAACGGUUGGGCCAGCAAAUACAGCACAACUCACUACGGCAAAUACCAGCAUGCGUCGUCCGGAACCGUGCCCCAAAAGUACCAGUGCCUCUUGCGAUGGCACGCUCAUCAUGGCAAAAUUCUGGCCUCAGCCAUCACCACCUACAAGAACAAGCAGUACUUCAUUACUGGCGCCAACGAUGACAACGUCUCAAUCUGGGCUAUUGACCCUGACGACUGCUCCAAGAAGGAGAAGGAAGUCUCUCAAGCCUCGGACAACUUGCUCUUGUCGACCCUCCGAGACUUUGUGUCGUACAAGACCGUGUCCUCCCGUCCAGAGUUUGCCGAGGACUGUCGUAAGGGAGCAACAUAUCUCGGUGCGCUGUUCAAGCGUCUAGGCGGGCAUGUCGAGAUGCUCAGCACCGAGAAGCCUCACAACCCCGUUGUCUAUGCUCGCUUCUCGGCCAAGAAGGAGGCGGCCGAGACCCGGAAGCGCAUUCUCUUCUACGGUCACUACGACGUCGUUGCUGCCGACAGCCGUAAGGGCAACUGGACCAACGACCCAUUUACCAUGCAAGGAACUAAUGGCUACCUCUACGGUCGCGGUGUCAGUGACAACAAAGGACCAAUUGUCGCUGCGCUCUAUGCUGUUACGGACUUGAUGGAGGCUCAGCAGCUGGAGAACGAUGUCAUCUUCCUGAUCGAAGGUGAGGAAGAGUUUGGAUCGCUCGGCUUCGAGGAGGCUGUCAAGAAGAACAAGGAGCUAAUUGGCGACGUGGACUACAUCCUGCUUGCCAACAGUUACUGGUUGGAUGAUGAGGUGCCUUGCUUGACGUAUGGUCUUCGUGGUGUUUUACACACUACCAUCUGCGUUGAUGCGCCUCGGCCUGACAUUCACUCUGGAGUCGACGGUUCUUAUAUGCUGAACGAGCCGCUGACCGAUCUUACACACAUCCUUUCCAAGCUCAAGGGACCGGGCAACCGGGUACAGAUCCCUGGCUUCUACGAGGGAAUCCUUCCUGUGACUCCGGAAGAGGAAGCGCGCUAUGACGACAUUGCUUCUAUUCUAAUCCGCAGCAACCCUGAGAAGGGCCCAGAAGAGAGGCUCAAGCAGUCCCUCAUGGCACGAUGGAGAGAGCCGAACUUGACGCUCCAUCGAUACAAGGUGUCUGGUCCAGACGGCAGCCUUGUGAGCAGCCACGCCAGUUCCCACAUCAGUCUACGACUGGUGCCGGGUCAAGAGGUGGAUAGCGUGAUUGAGGCGCUGAAAGCGUUUUUGGAGAACGAGUUCUCGCAGCUCGAGUCACAGAACAGGCUGACCAUCAACGUGGACAACAGAGCCGAGCCGUGGCUGGGUGAUCCCACAAACGCCAUCUUUCAGACCCUGGAAAAGGCCAUCCUGGAGACUUGGGAGGGCUCUUUUGAGACGUCUGCUCCUUCAGGCGAUGCCACACCAGAUGUUGCGCCUGAGCAGAACGAGGUCCUCUCGGUCAAGACCAAGCUGGGCAAGCCUCGCAAGCCGUUGUAUAUCCGCGAGGGUGGUUCGAUCCCAGCGAUCCGGUUCUUGGAGAAGGAGUUUGGGGCACCGGCUGCGCACUUGCCAUGCGGGCAGUCAACCGACUCGGCGCAUCUGGACAAUGAGAGGAUCUGUCUGUUGAACCUGCUCAAGGCUCGUGAGAUUUUUGCCAAGGUGUUUGGUCGGUUGUAA